This is a messenger RNA of Sordaria macrospora k-hell, 540 nucleotides long. RefSeq lists its product as uncharacterized. Lineage: Eukaryota; Fungi; Ascomycota; Sordariomycetes; Sordariales; Sordariaceae. The record is from RefSeq and is a predicted model, not a curated record.
AUGGCCAAUAAGGCACAUGGACACUUGAAAGUUCAAAUGAGCAGGACUCACCAGUACGGUGCUCACGACGGGCCAACGGCUCAUGUUCUAGCCUCAACUAGGGGAUACUCUUCUUCCUACAACAAACGAUCCCGACAGCCACUCCUUCCGAAAGAAGGGAAGUUUGAAGCGAUCAUACGCCACAGGAUUGGAAAGAGCUUCCAUGAACCUGUUCAGUUCUUCUCCAAUCUUCCCACGGUGGCAGCCUCAUAUCUGACUCCCUGUAAGUCAUUGCGAACAACUGGACAGCUGACUUCUGCUAACCUUUGUGUCGUCCAUCAUCCGCUCAUCCAGCAUUACUACCUCCCACCCAUGCCCAGCCUGUGUGGGUUGAAGGAGGCCAUCGAGGCACUUGAGCGGCCGGAAACGCCUAAUCAAGUCGGAUCGGCCAUCAUCAAGGCCGUCAAUGUCAAGGUCAACAGCGCCGCCGAUGCCAACAGGGCCACCAAUGUCAACAGGACCUCCACGGCCAACAUUGUUGUCAAUUUCAACCAAGGAUAA